AGCCCAUCUAUGCGGUCGUAGUACCGCGUAGUACCGAAUGCACAUGCAGUGACAUGCACCCAUUUGCUUGGCGAGCAGUUUUUGGCCGUAUCGACCUCCUUUUUAUAUGCCUGGAGGCGGGAGCCAUUAAUUAAGAAGAAGAAGCUUGGCGAGCAGGCUUCUGUUUGUCAACUUGAACGCACCCUGGGAGCGCAUGCUCGCAUUGCAGUAUUUCGCGGAUGUGAUAGAUUUCCUAACCCGAAUAGUUGUCAACGACUCGUUUAAUAUUGUUUAAUGUCACAGUUUGCGGGACAGAGUAGCAGAGUGAUGCUUUUCGCUACCACAUUCAUCCAUUUCGGAGAAAAACGCAUCGAAUGAGCAUAAUUUCAUCGAUUUUUGAGAUGACUAUACGUAACUAUACUGAAUAGUUACCCUGAAAAAGAAGGAGUGUUUAUUACAAUAAAUAGUAAAAUUUGGGACCAGUAUGGUACGCUGUAUUGUAAGAUCUUGCCCGAAUAGGACGGAUAAAUGCUGUAAGACUGAAGUGAGCUUCUUCGGUUUACCAAAAAGUCAUAUAAUUCGCGAAAGCUGGCUUCAGAAAAUCGGGAACGUUAGCUUUCAAGUACUUUCAAGAAUUAAAAAUGCAAAGAUAUGUUCAGCUCACUUCACUCAAGAGUCAUUCCAUGUAGGAAGGAAACAGAAGAUCGGAAAAUGUAUAAAUCCGAGACGACUCCUUUCACCAAAUGCAUUUCCUACAAAAAUGUUAUCUUCAACGGAAAAUAGAACUGAUCCUAUCAAUAUGAAUUUUAAAGUUAUUCGUAGAGAAUUCCUGCUUCCUGCUAACGCCCAUAGAAACACAGAUGAAGGAUCAACCAGUAAUGAGAUACUUCUCAGCACUUCUCGGAUCUUUGAUGCUGAUGGCUCGUCAACAACAUUGGAUAAUGAAUCGAAAUCAACCAAAAUAAACAGUUGUAUAGCACAAUGUGGAAUCGUUUCAGAUUCAUUACGUCUACAAAAUGCCAAUCCUGAUCCAAUCAGCGUAUCAGACACUGUUGAGAAUAUCGAAACACCUAAAAGUCAAAGAAUAUCGGGGGUGGAUAAAAAGAGAGUUUUUGAAAUACCACAAAGUAUAUUUGAUGCGUCCGACAAUGUAUGUCAUAACACAUUUCCAAGAAGAUCACAAAGAAUAAAGCAUUUGCGUAGUCGUGGCAGUAGUGUGAGCUCGGUUUAUGCAAAAAUGAAGAAACAACAGGUUAAAGCUUCUGGAUUAAAACAUUUAAAAAUGCCUUUGAAAAGAGUAUCGAGAGAAUACCACAGUGAGGAGAGCACUUCUUUAUGCAUUCGUAAACAACGAUUUAUGAAAAAUAGCAGUAACAUUACUGAUAGCAUUACUCAUAAAUCACAAAAUGAAAAGCCAUACACAUCAACGAAGUUGCCAAAAGCUGAAUUAGAACAUCAUCGAUCUCUCAAUGAGUUUCAUUUACAAUCCGGAUGUAAUUAUUUGGAUGAAAUGAAAGAAAUUGAAAAAGAGUAUCAAAAUUUACGAUUGCAAUUAGUACAAAAAAAUGAAGAUAUUCAAAAUUUAAUAAAAGAUAAAGAACGAAUGCAAUUAAUGAUUAAUGAUCUUCAGGCGAAACUGGUGGUAGCUGAUCUCGACAAGUGUAACUUAGAAAAGACAGCUUAGAACAAAAUAAUACAAAUAUUACAACGUUACUUCACAGAAGGACAAAUAAGAUGCAUCCUAGAAAAUCGAAAAUGGAUUCG
Mycetomoellerius zeteki is the source of this 1743-nucleotide messenger RNA. RefSeq lists its product as uncharacterized. The record is from RefSeq and is a predicted model, not a curated record. Lineage: Eukaryota; Metazoa; Arthropoda; Insecta; Hymenoptera; Formicidae. The transcript has 6 exons. The coding region runs from base 464 to 1663 and encodes 399 amino acids.